CGCCACGCCGCCGUCUCCGCCGCCUCCUCGGGUAAGCGCCGCUGCCGCCCCUCGCGAGUUCACUGCUUUCCUGGUUCGGGCCUUUCCCUGCUGUCGCCCCCGUCACCUUGGAUCAUGUUCAAGAAAUUCGAUGAGAAAGAAAAUGUGUCCAACUGCAUCCAGUUGAAGACGUCAGUUAUUAAGGGUAUUAAGAACCAGUUGAUAGAGCAGUUUCCGGGCAUUGAACCGUGGCUUAAUCAAAUCAUGCCUAAGAAAGAUCCGGUCAAAAUAGUGCGGUGCCAUGAACAUAUAGAAAUCCUUACAGUAAACGGAGAGUUACUGUUUUUUCGACAAAGGGAAGGGCCUUUUUAUCCAACGCUGAGGCUACUACACAAAUACCCUUUUAUCCUGCCACGACAGCAAGUUGAUAAAGGAGCUAUCAAAUUUGUGCUCAGUGGAGCAAAUAUCAUGUGUCCAGGCUUAACCUCUCCCGGAGCCAAGCUUUACCCUGCUGCAGUGGAUACGGUUGUUGCAAUCAUGGCAGAAGGAAAACAGCAUGCUCUGUGUGUGGGAGUUAUGAAGAUGUCUGCGGAAGAUGUUGAGAAGGUCAACAAAGGGAUUGGUAUUGAAAAUAUCCAUUAUUUAAAUGAUGGGCUGUGGCAUAUGAAGACAUAUAAAUGAGCCUCAGGAGGAACACGCGGGCUAAAUAUGGACAUUGUUGCUGUGUCUGUGUUUGUGUCUGUGUGUGACAGCAUGAAGAUAAUACUUCUAUGGUUAUGCUGAGUAAAUUCAGCAGAUGCUACAAACUAAAAGUAAAGAUUUGG
Molossus molossus (Pallas's mastiff bat) is the source of this 803-nucleotide messenger RNA. RefSeq names its product malignant T-cell-amplified sequence 1-like. The coding region runs from base 115 to 660 and encodes 181 amino acids. Gene Ontology annotation, molecular function: RNA binding. The transcript has a single exon. Gene Ontology annotation, biological process: formation of translation preinitiation complex. The record is from RefSeq and is a predicted model, not a curated record. Lineage: Eukaryota; Metazoa; Chordata; Mammalia; Chiroptera; Molossidae.